Molecule: messenger RNA, 898 nt
Organism: Erigeron canadensis
Lineage: Eukaryota; Viridiplantae; Streptophyta; Magnoliopsida; Asterales; Asteraceae
Product: DEAD-box ATP-dependent RNA helicase 38-like
Exons: 5
Coding region: 109-678 (189 amino acids)
Biological process (GO): poly(A)+ mRNA export from nucleus
Cellular component (GO): cytoplasmic stress granule; nucleus
Molecular function (GO): RNA helicase activity; RNA binding
Source: RefSeq, a predicted model, not a curated record
GCCGCUACUUUGAAACAAAAGAAAACCUAAAUUCCUCUUUCUUCACCGAACCUCUGUAUCAUCCAUUCAUCGCUUCUCCUCCAGAUCAACCAUCGGUCUUUUGAGAAGAUGGACCAUAUAUCUACGGAUUGUGUCAAGCAGUAUAAAGUGAACGUACCCGAUGAGUGUUCCAAGUUUGAGGUUACUGCAGAUAAGUUAAUACGGUUUGAGCUGAACAAAAUGCAGGCAAUAAUAUACGUUGGGUCAAGAAAAACUGCUGAUAUGUUGUAUGAGUCGCUUGAUAAGUAUUUUGAACCAUUUUCGUACGACGUAUCUAUUGUUCAUGCUGAUCUUGCGCACAAAGAUAGAGAUACUAUAGUUAAGGAUUUCAAUGAGAGGUUUACUCAGAUUCUAAUAACAACCGAUUCACUUGCGGAAGGGUUUGAUCAUUCACUGGUCAAUUUGGUUGUUAAUUAUGAUCUGCCAGUAACACGUGCUUCUGAAGAGCCUGACAUUGAUGUAUAUUUGCAGCGGCUAUGCUUCUAUAAUGGAGCUGUAUUCAAUUUGCUGUGUGGUAAUAGGGAUAACAUGAUUAUGGAAAGAAUUGAGAAGAAUUUGAACCAGGAUGUUAUCCAGGUUCCCUCUUGGACAAGCAUUGAAAAGUUUAUACUGGCGUCGAAUAGGGCUGGUUUGAAUUAAACUUCAUAUUGGUCCUUGCUUUAAGCUUACUUUUGGUGGCGGAGGGUGGUCAGUACCUGUUGCAAACUGCUGGAUCUAUUUCCGUAGGAAGUUGUAAUUAUGAAAAAUCUGUGUAACUUCAUUUCGUAUUGUUAGAUUAUCAAUGUUUCUAUAACUUCAGCCCUAUGUGACAUUCUAUAUAACAUGCAGUUAAUUACAAUGGUCCUUGUGGUUUGCAUCU